GCGUGUUGUGUAAGGUGUGCUCGGGCCUGCGCACAGCUCAGACACACCACUAGAUGACAGCACUGUCUCACCAAUUAGCUUGUGAAAAAAAAUAGACCAGCAAUAUUCCAACUCCAUAUCGCAAGGAUGUGGACUGUCCCUUCCUGUUUUAGUGCCGAGGGAGCCACCGUACCGACUCACACCGGAGCAGGAAUACAGGCGCUCACAACGCGAUUAUGUCUGGAUCCUCGCUGUGCUCGUCAAAUACACGAAGCUGUGUUCUCCGCCGGGGGCUGUGCUGGCUUAUAUAUUAGGGAAUGCUGUUAUGUUAUUCUACGGGUAGCUGGUAACAUAGCAGGCCUGUUUAUUGCGCUGCCAACCCUUGUUCCUUUCCUGUGUCAAUGAUUGUCCUCUCAUGGCGGAGACUAAAAUCAUAUAUCACAUAGACGAGGAGGAGACUCCUUAUCUGGUCAAGCUGUCCGUUUCUCCAGAGAAAGUCACCUUAGCGGAUUUCAAAAAUGUCCUCAACAAUCGGCCGGUCAACAGCUACAAAUUCUUCUUCAAAUCGAUGGACCAGGAUUUUGGGGUUGUCAAAGAAGAGAUUUCCGAUGACAACGCCAAGCUGCCCUGCUUCAACGGGAGAGUAGUGUCCUGGUUGGUCCUGGCAGAGAGUGCCCACUCGGAUGGCGGAUCUCAGUGCACAGAGAGCCACCCGGAGCUGCCCCCUCCUCUUGAGAGAACGGGAGGCAUCGGAGACUCGCGGCCCCCCUCCUUCCAUGCCAAUGCGGUGAGCAUUCGAGAUGGCCUGGACACCGAAACGGGUACGGAGUCUCUCCUGAGCCACCGCAGAGAGCGAGAGAGAGAGCGGGCGCGGAGGAGAGCUCGAGAAACUGAGCUCCCUCGCAUCAACGGUCACUCGAAAUCAGAGCGCACUGCGAGGGACUCAGCCAUGGGUUACGACAGCGCCUCGGUAAUGAGCAGCGAGCUGGAGUCCAGCUCAUUUGUGGACAGUGAGGAAGAUGAGGAUGCCAGCAGGCUCAGUAGCUCCACAGAACAGAGUUCCUCUUCGCAGCUGAUGCGCCGACACAAGCGCCGCCGACGGAGGCACAAAGUGGCCAAAAUAGAUCGGUCGUCAUCCUUCAGUAGUAUCACAGACUCCACCAUGAGCCUCAACAUCAUCACGGUCACGCUCAACAUGGAGAAGUACAACUUUUUGGGUAUCAGUAUUGUCGGUCAGAGCAACGACAGGGGAGACGGCGGCAUUUACAUCGGCUCCAUCAUGAAAGGAGGAGCUGUUGCUGCCGAUGGAAGAAUAGAGCCUGGAGACAUGCUCCUUCAGGUGAAUGACGUCAACUUUGAGAACAUGAGCAACGAUGACGCUGUGAGGAUCCUCAGAGAGAUCGUUUCCAAAACUGGUCCUAUUAGUCUUACUGUUGCCAAAUGUUGGGACCCGUCUCCACGAAGCUAUUUCACCAUCCCACGUGCUGAACCAGUGAGACCUAUCGACCCUGCAGCCUGGAUUUCACACACCACCGCCUUGACAGGCCCUUACCCACACUAUGAGUUUGAUGACCUGCCUCUAUCGGCGAGUAAAACAGACAUGGCAACCAUCGUCAAGGUGAUGCAGUUGCCAGACUCUGGCCUGGAAAUUCGAGACAGGAUGUGGUUGAAGAUCACCAUCGCCAACGCUGUCAUAGGUGCUGACGUGGUCGACUGGCUUUACUCCAGAGUAGAAGGAUUCAAGGACCGGCGGGAUGCGAGAAAGUACGCCAGCAGUCUGCUGAAACACGGCUACCUGAGACACACCGUCAACAAGAUCACCUUCUCCGAGCAGUGCUACUAUACCUUCGGGGACCUCUGUCAAAACAUGGCAUCACUCAAUUUAAACGAGGGAUCCAGCGGCGGAGGCUCUGAGCAGGACACUCUGGCACCGCUUCCACCCACCAGCAACCCCUGGCCCCUGGGCGGGCAGCCAUACCCCUAUCCUCCCUUUCCCUCCGCACCCCCCAGCUUCCCGCCAGGCUACUCAGACCCGUGCCACAGUUUCCACAGUGGGAGUGCGGGCAGCCAGCACAGCGAGGGAAGCCGAAGCAGUGGAUCCAACCCCAGUGCAGGCAAAGGGAGACGUUCCUCCCCACAGGAGAAGGGUCAGAGGUCAACAUGCAGCGAAUCAGAGCCCCGCGUCCGUGGAGGGAAGCGCGGUGAUAGGUCCGCCAGCCAAAUGAGCCACCACAGCCACGCCAUCUCAAGUCACAGUCACGCCCGAUCAAGCCUCAGUCACAGUCAAUCACACAGGAGCCACACUGUCUCACAGAACAGCCACCCAUCCUUCACUUACAGCCACGCCCCCUUCACCCAGCCAGGGCCAGGCUCGUGUGCCCACAGUGAGCGGAGCCAUGCCUCCUCCUACGGCCCCCCAGGCUUACCUCCCCCUUAUUGUCUGGCCCGACUGGCCCCUAAGACCUCGUACAGCAGCAGCACGCCCCCCGGAGCCCCUCCUGGGAGAGAGUUAGCAGCCGUUCCUCCUGAGCUCACCGCCAGUCGCCAGUCCUUCCAGCAUGCUAUGGGCAAUCCCUGUGAGUUCUUUGUUGACAUCAUGUAACAGGACAGUGCCUUUUAAAACUCAUGGAGCACAAAACAGUUGUUUUCCCCCAAACUCUGUCACCUCCUUCUCCCUUUCCUCGCGAUCCUUUGCCUCUGACUGUCUCCAAGUUCAGAAUGUAGACCCUGACUGGCCCUCCACCUACCCCCUGCUAUCUGUCUAUCCUUCUGAUGUCUAAGCAAAGGAAUACAGACAGCAAGCGCACAACAGGAGGGAGUCCUCUCACAAACACAAGCAAGGGUCCUCUGUGGCUGAAAACCCUCUUCUGUAUUGACGUGACGUGUACAGUUUGUGAAAUGUGAGUGGUAUUCAGUGUGGUGAUUUUUUGAAAGCUGCCACGCAGACAUUCCUCGGGAGUGUGUACUCUACCUAGGAUAUUUUUUGUUCUGCAAGACCUUUAAGCUGGCUGGGCCCUGGAUCUCAAUCCCCCAGACCCAGACCGAAAACUACAGCCCGCACUUACCCGCACCCGAACAUUUCUCUGGGUCUAGUACUUGGAAUCGAUCUCCUGACUCGUAUCUAUGCGUACAGAUACAAUUUAGCAAGUGACGCCAAACUUCUUGUCCCGUUUCCUUUCUACUGUGGCAUUGCCACCAGCUUGUUUAAGCUCUUACCUGCCAACUACUAAACGCUAACCUUGACCAGUUCACGAUUUGUGGAUUACUUCUAUUUCAUAAGGGAGGCCCCGUAGCCAGUCGUUAGUUUAACUAGGCUGCAUAUUGCAUGACUGUCUCAACUGCUUUAAAGAAAAGAAAUUUUAUUAAUACAUUUUGUUUAAAGUAUUACCAUUACUGGGAGGAGGCAUUACCUCUUGCCAAUGUUCUAAAGGAAGAAUCCGUACACUGGAUGAUUUUUUUGUGCUGUUAUUUAUGUGAUCAUGUUGCAUUGAUGGUGUCAUACUUGGCUGACUGACAGACAAUCAGACAUCAUCAUUUGUGAAUCAGUGGCCUGUUGCCACUGUCCAACUGUGCUUUGUCGAAUGUAUCAUUAUUCCUGUUAGUGAUUAAGAAACCCUGACAUUCAUAACACGUUGGUUAGGUAAGAAAACCAACUUACAAACAGGAUUGCAAACAGUGGACACACAGCCACAGCUGUGAAAGCGAGCUCAAAGUGGUGACACGAGAUGAACCAGGAUGCAUCAGAGCGUCACGGUCAUUUACGAACUUCCUUCCUGAGCUUUGAUAAAAAGUCAGUGCGAUAAAAGCCAAAGCCUCGCAAACGUGUGGUGGUUAUUUCUCAGCAAUGCAGACACUGUCAAUGAUGUAAAAACUCCUUUAUGAAUAUCAUCUGGCACUUCUCAUUUUACGUCUACCAAGUGACUUCAAGGGGAAUCCUGGCCUUCAGAUUCUGAUCUCCUUGCAAAACAAUGGCAAACCCCUGUUGUAUCUACCUAAAGUUUAGUUACAGGAGGGAAAUCACACACCAACACCAGUUUUAUGAGCACUUUUCCAUUUUGUCUCUCCCUCCCCUUUAGUAUGAAACACUGUUUGCAAUCAAAGCUUUCUCUUUAAUUUUGUUUCUUUACAAAAGAAGAAUAAAUUGUACAUAGAAAUUUAUUAUAUAUGAAUAAAAAAUAUAUAUGUUAAAAACUG
Messenger RNA from Acanthopagrus latus (yellowfin seabream), 4173 nucleotides. RefSeq names its product dishevelled segment polarity protein 1a (gene dvl1a). Gene Ontology annotation, biological process: intracellular signal transduction; canonical Wnt signaling pathway. Gene Ontology annotation, molecular function: frizzled binding. The record is from RefSeq and is a predicted model, not a curated record. Gene Ontology annotation, cellular component: cytosol. Bases 395 to 2581 code for a protein of 728 amino acids. Lineage: Eukaryota; Metazoa; Chordata; Actinopteri; Spariformes; Sparidae. The transcript is spliced from 15 exons.